Molecule: messenger RNA, 1544 nt
Organism: Spodoptera frugiperda (fall armyworm)
Lineage: Eukaryota; Metazoa; Arthropoda; Insecta; Lepidoptera; Noctuidae
Product: homeobox protein 2-like
Exons: 1
Coding region: 108-1322 (404 amino acids)
Source: RefSeq, a predicted model, not a curated record
CGACCGACGAUGACUUAGCUGUGCACACGUCGUAAGCGAACAUCGCACUUAGUCUGGCUAGGGCGAGCGCAUCUGCUCCUCGCGUUUUAUUAAACACUCGAUUAAAAAUGAAGUUCUAUUUACUAGUGUUUGUUGUAACCGUUCUGAACGUGCAGUGUAGAGCUAGUUUGUUAAAAGGUUUCUUGGGUGGAGCUGUAGAAGUCAAUUCUCAAAUCCAUAAUGCUGCGCAUGGCGUUGCUGAUGCCAUUUUGGGGGGAGUUUCUCAAGUUCUGCACCAUAAUCACAGACCGCCGCAUCGACAUGAGAAACCUGAGACCGUAGUAGUGGUGGUGGAAGAGGGACCCGACGACGACCCGCCUGGCCCAGGAUACGGACGACCCACUCAAAAUGGGUACGAUGCUCCAGUGUACGACAACCGUCCUCCGAAUAAACCUGGACCUCCUCAGCAGCAGGGACAUUAUGGCAACCAAGGUCAGAAUUUCAAUCAAAACGGUAACUGGAAUCAUAAUAACCAAUAUGGAAACCCUGGUAACCAAUAUGGAAACCCUGGUAACCAAUAUGGAAAUCCUGGUAACCACUAUGGAAAACCAAACAACCAAUACGGAAAUUCUGGCAACCAGUAUGGAAAGCCCAACAACCAGUACGGAAACCCUAACCAGUACGGCAACAACAAUAACCCGUACAACCAACCACCCAAUCAACAAGACCAUGGUAAUAACGGGAAUAAACCAAAUAAUCAGUAUGGAAACCAGAACAGCCAAUACGGAAAACCAAACAGACCGUACGGAACUCCUAACAACCAAUACGGGAAUAACAAUAACAACUACGGCAACACCAACAAUCAAAAUGAAUUUCCCAACAACCAAAAUGGAAACCAAAACGGAAACUUCAACAACCAAUUUGGAAAUCCUGGCAACCAGGAUGGUAACUUCAAUGACCAAUUCGGAAAGCCUAAUCAAGGGAGUGGGUACAACGAUCGACCAGUUUCUGAGAAACCGAACCAAGGAGGAUAUCAAGACCAGAGCAGUUACAAACCCGAGGUAACCAAGCCUACCACAAAACGACCAACAGGCAGUUAUGGAUACAGCAACCAGAACUCAAACAACAAUGGCGCUGAUUUCGAUGAAAAUAGCCCAGAACUGUCCACGAAGAAACCCAUAAAAGAUGAUGAGUAUCCCCUAUUUGUGCCACUUGGACCUAACGACUAUGUAUACGGCGGUGACAAAAUACAAGUCAAUGCCCCCAAAAGAGAAACAGAUAACAGUAAACCAACCGAUGAAGACGAAGAUCUGCCUUUAGAUGUAAGGAUAAAGAACCCAUAAACUUAGAAAUAGUUUUUAGAUAUACUUAAGUCUUUUUUAUAUUUAUUUUAUUGAGGACAACAAACAGCUGUACCUAUAUUAAACAUAACAUAACACAUGAAUGAAGUAAAUUGAUUUAACAAAUACACUACUCAGAACGUUGUCACAGAUUACCAUACACAUGCUUAGCAAUAAGUCAAAGUGUUUACUCAAAUAAAAAAAUAUAUGUGAAUUAUUUUAAAA